Molecule: messenger RNA, 1905 nt
Organism: Saxophila tyrrhenica
Lineage: Eukaryota; Fungi; Ascomycota; Dothideomycetes; Mycosphaerellales; Extremaceae
Exons: 4
Coding region: 1-1905 (634 amino acids)
Molecular function (GO): glycosaminoglycan binding; N-acetylglucosamine-6-sulfatase activity
Source: RefSeq, a predicted model, not a curated record
AUGCGCCGUCUACUGAGAACAGCGGCGCUGGCGCUGGCGUUCCUCCUUCUCCUAUCUCUUUGCUAUGCACAUGAGGCUGUGAAGAGGGACAAGCGACCCAACAUCGUCUUCAUCCUUGUCGACGAUCAAGAUCUCCUGCUCGACUCUUACAAGCACAUGACUACACUGCAGUCUGAGCUAAUCCAGAAGGGAGCACUGUUUAGGAAGCAUUAUGGUCAUGUGUCCCAAUGCUGCCCUGCUCGCGCCACGCUCUGGACUGGCAGACAUGCGCACAAUACUAACAUCACCAGUGUGAUCGCGGGCGUGCCUGGUGGGGCGUGGCAGCAGAUGCAGAAGAAUGGGUUGCAUGAUAAGCUGCUGCAGGUCUGGUUGAAGAAUGCCGGUUACAAAACCUAUUAUUCCGGAAAGAUCUUCAAUGGCUUCGGCAUCAAAUCAUACUGCGAUCCUGUCUGCGUAGAAGGCUGGUCCAAAGCAGACAUCCUCGUGGACCCAAGGACUUAUCUGUACUACAACUCGUCGUACGCCCAUUACGACGGCAAUGAGUGGAACAUCAACACCCGAGUACCAGGCUACAGCACUGACCAGAUUGCCGACUACGUUUCUGGCUACGUUGAGGAAGCAGCGCAAGCCGAUACUCCCUUCUUCGCGGUCGCUGCGCCAGUAGCUCCUCACAUUGCAGCUGGCGCCACAUAUCCUGGCAACCGGACGAAGCUGCCCUAUCCGGUGCCGAAGAAGGAGUACGAGAAUCUAUAUCAGGAUCUCGAACUGCCAAAGUCACCGAACUUCAAUCCGGCGAAUCGGAGUGGCGUCAACGCUGUUUGGGAGCUUGAGCGGCUUGGAGAUGGCAAUAUUUGGUAUCUUGAGGAAUUCUACAGGCGCCGCCAGCGAGCUUUAAAGUCUGUUGAUGAUAUGGUUGGCACAAUCAUACAGAAGCUUGACGAUGCUGGUGUGCUGGACAACACCUACAUAAUCUACACAAGUGACAAUGGGUACCAUCUCGGCAACCAUCGUCUUCAAGGCGGCAAGCUACAGUGUUUCGAGGAGGACGUCAACAUACCAUUCUUCAUUCGCGGGCCGGACGUUGGCAUUAAUCAGACCUGGGACCUGGUGACCGGACACAUCGACAUGGCGCCUACAAUCUUACAACUCGCUGGCAUCGAGCAAGACCCUGCCUGGCAGCUCGACGGCACAGCCAUCUCGUUCCCAAUCCGAGACCAAUUCGACUACAUCCGCAACCUCGAACUCCGCGGCGACUCCUCGCACCUAGAGUUCUGGGGCCCCUUCAGGCAAGAAGGCAUGUUCAAUAAAGUCAACGUCGACAACAACCGCAACUUGAACAUCUACAAAGCCCUGCGCCUUCAGGGCGACGGGUAUAACCUCAUGUACUCCGUCUGGUGCACCAACGAAGCCCACGAGCUGUAUGAUAUGAGCUGGGAUGCCUACCAGAUGACGAACCUCCACCCUUCUGCUCCCGCGGAGAAUGGAUCGAUGAAUGCUUUUGAGAGGGGCAUGGACACCCUCCUCGGCCGUCCUACGGAGCGGGUCCUGCAUCGUCUGGACGCUCUUGUGCUUGUGCAGAAAACGUGCGUCGCUGAAGUCUGCCGGGAACCGUGGAAGCAGCUUCAUCCCGAGAUCAAGACGUUGAAAGAUGCGCUGCACGAAGGCUAUGAUGAUCUCUUCGCGAGGUCGUAUCGGGAGGCGAAGGUUGGUUGGAAGCAGUGCUAUAAUGGGCUGAAUAGGUAUAAUUCUUCGACGCUGUAUGAUUUGGAUAAUGAGCAGCCGAUUUGGAUAAACGAGACGGUGAGGGCGAUGGUGAAGAGGAGUGCUGGGGUGGUCGAGGGACCGCGGGUUGGGGUGGUGGUGUUGGCGUGGCUUGGGUUGUUUUUGGCGGGUUCUCUGGUCUAG